AUGGCGGCGGCGGCGGUGGUGGAGUUCCAGAGAGCCCAGUCUCUACUCAGCACCGACCGGGAGGCCUCCAUCGACAUCCUCCACUCCAUCGUGAAGCGUGACAUUCAGGAGAACGAUGAGGAGGCAGUGCAGGUCAAAGAGCAGAGUAUCCUGGAACUGGGGUCUCUCCUGGCGAAGACUGGACAAGCUGCAGAACUUGGAGGACUCCUCAAAUAUGUACGACCCUUCUUGAAUUCCAUCAGCAAGGCUAAAGCAGCUCGUCUGGUCCGCUCUCUUCUUGACCUGUUUCUUGAUAUGGAAGCAGCUACAGGGCAAGAGGUUGAAUUGUGUUUAGAGUGCAUCGAGUGGGCCAAAUCAGAGAAAAGAACUUUCUUACGCCAGGCUUUGGAGGCAAGACUGGUGUCUUUGUACUUUGAUACCAAGAGGUACCAGGAAGCAUUGCAUUUGGGUUCUCAGUUGCUGCGGGAGUUGAAAAAGAUGGACGACAAAGCCCUUUUGGUGGAAGUGCAACUUUUAGAAAGCAAAACAUACCACGCUCUGAGCAACCUACCGAAAGCCCGAGCUGCCUUAACCUCUGCUCGAACCACGGCAAAUGCCAUCUACUGCCCUCCUAAAUUGCAGGCCACCUUGGAUAUGCAGUCAGGUAUUAUCCACGCAGCAGAGGAGAAGGACUGGAAAACAGCAUACUCAUAUUUCUAUGAGGCAUUUGAGGGUUAUGACUCAAUCGAUAGCCCAAAGGCCAUCACGUCUCUGAAGUACAUGUUACUGUGCAAAAUCAUGCUCAACACGCCAGAAGAUGUCCAGGCCUUGGUGAGCGGGAAGCUUGCACUCCGAUAUGCUGGGAGGCAGACAGAAGCAUUAAAAUGUGUGGCUCAGGCUAGCAAGAACCGAUCACUGGCAGACUUUGAGAAGGCCCUGACUGACUACCGGGCUGAGCUCCGGGAUGACCCAAUCAUCAACACACACUUGGCCAAGUUGUAUGACAACUUACUGGAACAGAAUCUGAUCCGAGUCAUUGAACCUUUCUCCCGGGUACAGAUCGAACACAUAUCGAGCCUCAUCAAGCUUUCCAAGGCCGACGUAGAGAGGAAGUUAUCGCAGAUGAUUCUGGACAAGAAAUUUCAUGGGAUCUUGGACCAGGGGGAGGGUGUCCUGAUUAUUUUCGAUGAACCCCCAGUAGACAAAACUUAUGAAGCUGCUCUGGAAACCAUUCAGAACAUGAGUAAAGUAGUGGAUUCCCUCUACAACAAAGCCAAGAAACUGACAUAGAGUUGGAUCUGUAGCGGUCCUUUGGAGAGUGUGUGUGGCGGGAGAGUGAAACCUUUGGGGAAAAUGCUAGGAGAUUUUUUUUCUUUUUGUUCUACUUUUCGCUCGGAAAGUUUUUAACUCCUCAUUUUGGUGCAUCUGUAUUCCAGUCAAUAGGAGGGCCGGUUUUCAUGUAAUCUCUACUGGCCCAACUUGGGAGUGGGGAAAUUGCUUUAAAAAAAAAAAAAAAAAGGAAAAGGAAAAAAAAGGUUAUUCUAAAUAAAAGGAAAAAGGCUUACACUACCUAAAGCUGUGCUCUCUGCCUCCUGGGAGAGGGCCUCGAAGCCAGGCCCCCCCGCCUGCCACGGGGCACUGAUUUACCCGCCCGCCGGUGUCACCUCUCCUCUUCAGAAUUGGGUGUUUGCAGACCAUCAAAAGCAACGACUUUUUAUUCUGUUUGUACUGAACCAAAACAAACAACUGUGUAUAGACUGCUAUGUUCUUUGUUAUCUGAAACGAGGCGUUUCGGUGUUCUCUCUGCCCUCUGGCCUGCCCCUUGCACCACCCCGACAUUGGUUCCAGCAGACUGGCCGGAAGCCUCGCCGCUGCUAUCGCCGCCACUGCAGCUGCAGCAGCAGCAUCUGCACGGCUCCGCUCAGACCUGUGAAGGAAGAGGGACGAGGCCAGGAGCUAGUGUCGCCACGGCCACACAGGGAGCAGUGUGGGCCCUCAGUCCCCAGGGGGCCUGCUGUGCAUGUGGCUUUUUUUAACGCAGUAAACUAGAUUAGACGUCAGUGUUUUAAUUGCCCUUCUUCUCUGCUCUUUUCUCUCUCCUCUCUCUUUCCCCUCUCAACCAGGAGACCACCCAUGUCUCUUCUCUUCUCUGUCCCCUCCCGAGGAGUCGGGCUGUCGGAAACCACAGCCUCCCUCCCUGGGCCGGUCCUCCUCUCGCUGUCAGAUGGAUUGAGUCCUUUUAAAACAGUGAACAUCGGAAAUGAGACUGUGGGGUGUGUCUGCUUUGUUUUUUUUAAUUUUUCUUGUUGGGUUUGCAAGCAACCUCAUGUCCCUCCGGGAGCCUCCUGACAAACACGGGGAUGGGAGGUAGGGCACUGUCAGCAGCAUGCUUUUCCUUCUGACCAGGGGGCAGAGCCCGCUCUAAUGCCAUUGCGGCAGGUAAGCUUCUGCACCUUAGUUGUGCCCGACCUUAUUCUCUUCUGCCUCUCAUCUCUGUCUUCUCUCUCCCCUCUGCCUCGUUCCUUCUGGCCGCCUUUUCUCUGCCCUAUCUCAGAUAAUCCUUCCAGGGUUUCUUAAGAAAUUUAUAUUUUGUAAAAGGAUUUUGUUGUACCAGGUUUUGCAUCCUCACCGAAUCUGACUGGCCUUUAGUUUCCAAAAUCAGGUUUUUGUUUUCCACAUCUCUCCCCGUCAUGUCCAGUCACUGUUUGGGUUUGGCACCAUCAAUAUCAAAUGUACAAACGGUUCUUGCUAACCAACACCAGGUAUAUCUGAUGUUCAGAUGAGUUCCAAUAAAAAUAAUUUUUUUUUCAAAA
This is a messenger RNA of Echinops telfairi (small Madagascar hedgehog), 2792 nucleotides long. RefSeq names its product proteasome 26S subunit, non-ATPase 11 (gene PSMD11). The coding region runs from base 1 to 1269 and encodes 422 amino acids. Gene Ontology annotation, cellular component: proteasome regulatory particle, lid subcomplex. Gene Ontology annotation, molecular function: protein binding; structural molecule activity. The transcript is spliced from 14 exons. The record is from RefSeq and is a predicted model, not a curated record. NCBI's taxonomy places the organism in Eukaryota, Metazoa, Chordata, Mammalia, Afrosoricida, Tenrecidae. Gene Ontology annotation, biological process: ubiquitin-dependent protein catabolic process.